Molecule: messenger RNA, 2934 nt
Organism: Coccomyxa subellipsoidea C-169
Lineage: Eukaryota; Viridiplantae; Chlorophyta; Trebouxiophyceae; Coccomyxaceae
Product: elongation factor 2
Exons: 18
Coding region: 69-2615 (848 amino acids)
Biological process (GO): translational elongation
Cellular component (GO): cytosol; ribonucleoprotein complex
Molecular function (GO): GTPase activity; GTP binding; translation elongation factor activity
Source: RefSeq, a predicted model, not a curated record
CUUCUAGCCAAACUUUAGCAGUAGGAACUUUAUUUGCCUGAGAGAGCUGCCUUGAGGCUCCAGGCACCAUGGUGAAGUUCACAAUAGAGCAGAUCCGUGCCCUGAUGGACUACAAGGACAACAUCAGAAAUAUGUCUGUGAUCGCUCACGUCGACCACGGCAAGUCAACUCUCACCGACUCUCUGGUCGCUGCUGCGGGUAUUAUUGCCAUGGAUAACGCUGGCGAUGCUCGCCUUACAGACACAAGACAAGACGAGCAGGACAGGUGUAUCACCAUUAAGUCCACAGGGAUCUCCCUGUACUACCAGAUUGAGGACGAGAAGCUGAAGGGCUUCACUGGCCCCCGCGAGGGCAAUGACUACCUCAUCAACCUGAUCGACUCCCCAGGGCACGUUGAUUUCUCCAGUGAGGUCACAGCCGCCCUGCGCAUCACUGACGGUGCCCUCGUGGUGGUGGACUGCGUGGAGGGAGUCUGCGUGCAGACUGAGACCGUGCUCAGACAGGCCCUGAUUGAGCGUAUCAGGCCGGUGAUGACGGUGAACAAGCUGGACCGCUGCUUCCUGGAGCUCAUGCUGGACGGAGAGGAGGCCUACAACGGCUUCCGCAGGACCAUCGAGUCCGCCAAUGUUAUCAUGGCCACCUACGCCGAUGAGCUGCUGGGAGACACCCAGGUGUACCCCGAAAAGGGCACAGUCUCCUUCUCCGCCGGCCUCCACGGUUGGGCCUUCACCCUCACCGUCUUCGCCGACCUGUACGCCAAGAAGUUUGGCGUCGAGAGGGUGAAGAUGAUGGAGAAGCUGUGGGGCGACAACUUCUUUGACCCCGCCACCAAGAAGUGGACCAAGAAGGAUACCGGCGCCGCCUCCUGCAAGCGCGGAUUUGUGCAGUUUGUGUACGAGCCCAUCAAGACCAUCAUUGACGCCUGCAUGAACGACAACAAGGUCAAGCUGUUCGCCAUGACCGACAAGCUCGGCAUCACCGGCAAGCUCAAGAAGGAGGACAAGGACCUGACCGGCAAGCCCCUCAUGAAGAAGAUCAUGCAGUCGUGGCUGCCCGCCCAUGAGGCCCUACUGGAGAUGAUGAUCUGGCAUCUGCCCUCCCCGGCCACUGCCCAGAAGUACCGCGUGGAGAACCUGUACGAGGGCCCUCUGGAUGACCAGUACGCCAACGCCAUCCGCACCUGCGACUCCAAGGGCCCCCUCAUGCUCUACGUCUCCAAGAUGAUUCCCGCCUCCGACAAGGGCCGCUUCUUCGCCUUCGGCCGUGUCUUCGCCGGCACGGUGUGCACCGGUGCCAAGGUGCGCAUCAUGGGCCCCAACUUUAUCCCGGGCCAGAAGAAGGACCUGUACGUCAAGACCGUGCAGCGCACCGUGCUCUGCAUGGGCAGGCGGCAGGAGGCUGUCGAGGAUGUGCCAUGCGGUAACACCGUGGCUAUGGUGGGUCUGGACCAGUUCAUCACCAAGAACGCGACCCUGACCAACGAGAAGUGCGAGGACGCCCACCCCAUCAAGGCCAUGAAGUUCUCCGUGUCCCCCGUCGUGCGCGUGGCUGUCGAGCCCAAGAACCCCUCCGACCUGCCCAAGCUGGUGGAAGGUCUGAAGCGGCUGGCCAAGUCUGACCCCAUGGUCGUGUGCCAAAUCGAGGAGACUGGAGAGCACAUCAUUGCCGGUGCCGGAGAGCUCCAUCUUGAGAUCUGCCUGAAGGACCUGCAGGAUGAUUUCAUGGGUGGUGCUGAGAUCCGCAUCUCCGACCCUGUGGUGUCCUUCCGCGAGACCGUGUCUCAGAUGUCCGACCACAUCUGCAUGUCCAAGUCCCCCAACAAGCACAACAGGCUCUACCUCCAGGCGCACAAUGCGCGCCCCAUUGAGGAUGGUCUGGCAGAGGCGAUCGACGAGGGCAGGGUUGGGCCGCGCGACGACCCCAAGAUCCGCUCCAAGAUCCUGGCUGAGGAGUUUGGCUGGGAUAAGGACCUUGCCAAGAAGAUCUGGUGCUUUGGCCCUGACACCACCGGCCCCAACCUGCUCACGGACGUGACCAAGGGAGUGCAGUACCUGAACGAGAUCAAGGACUCCUGCAUUGCCGCCUUCCAGUGGGCCACCAAGGAGGGUGUCAUGGCCGAGGAGAACAUGCGCGGCGCUGUGUUCGAGGUGUGUGAUGUGGUGAUGCACGCUGACGCCAUCCACCGUGGUGGCGGCCAGAUCAUCCCGACCUGCCGCCGCGUGCUUUACGCCUGCCAGCUCACUGCGCAGCCCCGCCUGUGCGAGCCCGUCUACCUGGUUGAGAUCCAGGCCCCAGAGCAGUCCCUUGGAGGAAUCUAUUCGGUGCUCAACCAGAAGCGCGGCCAUGUGUUCGAGGAGGCCCAGAGGCCGGGCACGCCCAUCUUCAACCUGAAGGCCUACUUGCCCGUCAUCGAGUCCUUUGGCUUCACCGGCACCCUGCGCGCCGCCACCUCCGGCCAGGCCUUCCCCCAGUGUGUCUUCGAUCACUGGGAGACCAUGAGCCAGGACCCGCUGUCGCCAGGCACCCAGGCCAACACCAUCCUGCUGGACAUCCGCAAGCGCAAGGGCCUCAAGCCCGAGCCCUCGGCACUCUCAGAAUACGAGGACAAGCUCUGAGCAGCCACCGCUGCCCCUGUACAGGAUCCUCUGAGCCCGGGCAAUGCUGCUUCCGCGAUCAUCGAUGGAAUUCGCAAGCGCAAGGGCCUCAAGCCAGAUGUGACGCCCCUCAGCGAGUUUGAGGACCGUCUCUGAACUUGGAGCUUUUAUUUCGGCAGAGUCGCAGAAUGGAUUGGAGGUUUGAGUGGUUUUUGAGAGUUUGUCUUGGCCUGUGCGCCGCUGUAGCUGUGGUGCACAGGUGUCCCUACAUCUGACUGUCCCAAUUCGCCUGAUCACCGUGAGAAAUAUCCCAUCUUGUACUGUAAAACAUCAUGAGUCC